AUGGAGGACAGGAGUGUGUCCAGGGAAGUGUCGCGGUGCGAGCAGACGAAUGAAAAGGCAAUACAGCACGUGAUCCGCGCCCAAGACGCGCUGGCCGCGCUUCGCCAGCAUCACCACGCCACGGCCACGAAGGGCUCAUCCAGUUCCAGUGGCACCAGUGGUACCAGUAGCACCAGUGGCAAGAGCGGGGGGAGGCGUGGCAGUCACAGCAGUAGUGGCGAGAGUGAAGACGGUGUUGAUGUUGAUGAGGCGCAAGCCGUGGAGGUGGAGCUGCGGGCCAUUGCACAGCAGCUGGUGUCGCAGCUCAGGUGGCUGCGGCUCACCGUGUCCGACCCACGCGCAGGCGCAGCCGAGCUGAACCGCAGGCCGCGCGAAGAACACAACCCACAAGUGGAGGGCGCAGCGAACCGCGUGGCUCCCGCUGGCAACAACACCGACACCGCCGCGAGCAGCAGUGGCCAGGACAAGGUGAAGCAUGGUGACGAAAGCGAGCAGCAGCCACAGGCUGUGGCUGAGGUGCUGGAGGAGAAGGAACGCGAGGGAUGGGAGGACUUGGAAGUGAAGCGGUUGAAGCAGCUGAUUGAGCUGACAGAACGAAAUGUCGGUGGGGCGCUGGCGGCAAGUGAGCUGCUGCGCGGACAGUUGCAGCGCCUUGGCCUCGCGCCCGAUUUACGAGCAGUACAGGAGCAUCAACGCCAAGUAAAGGUGGACGAGGAAGAACAACGACAAGGGCCAGCCGCGCGAGCUCGCCACUUUAUCACCGUACCGCCGUUCCUCGAGGACUCUGCCCUCACCACCGUCGACGAAUCCCUGGUGAAGCCGUACAUCUGCCUGGUGUGCGACCGCGGGUUUGGGCGCGAUGAUCUUCUCAGGGCGCACAUGCAAGCACACCGCAACCCAGAGGCCUUUCGCUGCAACGUCAAGGGGUGUGACAGGGCGUUUGCGACGUACAAAGAGCUCCUCGCGCACGUGAAGCAGCCCCAUACCGAGGUCACGCUCGCAGCACAACCCGCAGAGCAACCGGCGAAGAAGACCACGAUGACCCGGCGGUCGGCGCGGCACUCGGGCUUGCUCGAGGCGACCCACUGCAACUGCGGCCUUACCAAGCACACCAGCAAGCACGACAAGUGCUGUGUCGAUGACGAGUGCCCAUGUGUGCUCAAAGGUGUGCUGUGCGUGGCAUGUGGCUGCCGGCACUGUCACAACAAGCGCCCAACUGUGCACAAGAGCGGGAAGGCAAAGGUCGCCAAGACGUGA
Molecule: messenger RNA, 1257 nt
Organism: Salpingoeca rosetta
Lineage: Eukaryota; Choanoflagellata; Craspedida; Salpingoecidae
Exons: 5
Coding region: 1-1257 (418 amino acids)
Source: RefSeq, a predicted model, not a curated record